Xylaria bambusicola is the source of this 4412-nucleotide messenger RNA. RefSeq lists its product as uncharacterized. The transcript has 3 exons. The record is from RefSeq and is a predicted model, not a curated record. Lineage: Eukaryota; Fungi; Ascomycota; Sordariomycetes; Xylariales; Xylariaceae. Bases 318 to 3866 code for a protein of 1182 amino acids.
UGUAACAGCAGCCAACGAGAGAGUCUUACCACGUCUCGAUUGCGACCGGCCUCCAAUAAUCACCAUUGCGGCUUUCAUCUGACCCAAGCAGAGCUCCUCUCCUGUCUCUCGAGCACUGCUUAUCCGGCCGUUCGCUUUUCUCGACUCUUGUAGUGGCGGUUCCCGUGCCUAGAUUCCCCCGCCAAUGCUGAUUGCGCUCCUUAUCCGACAACAGGUCGCAUUCCAUUUUACAGCCGAUUGUCCUCGUCCUCGUCCGCACCCCUCGUUCUCCUACAUGACUUCAGAUCGCCCUGCGUUGUAGUUUCUAGUUUCUCGGGAUGCCUUCCAAUAACAAUCGGCAGCAGCAGCAGCCUGUAGUCGCCGCCGCUGCGUCGCCAAUACCAAAGACCACGGCAAAGUACACAAAUAAGGAUGGGACAAAGUACAUAUCUGUUCCCAAGUCCUCCGCAUCUACUCCGCCCGCCCAACCGUCGCCAACAACCACCUCGUCCUCAAGAGGUGGUGCGCCAACAAAUGGCCCGACCAUUUCUGAGCCCCAGCUACCAACCACCGUGAACAAGAAAAAGCAAAAACGCCGUGCAAAAGCUGCUGCAAAAGCUGCUGCAGAAAAGGAACAGGCUGCCGCGGUCACAGCUGCCAACGGGCUUCCAAGUCCAGCUUCAACAUCGAGCGCGCCUCUGCCCACUUCAGCCACACAUCGGAAGCACCCGCCUACUUCUCAGCAUAUCCCGCCGGUUGAGCCAGUCCCUCACCGGAGUAAUCAGUACAAUGACGAUGAUUGGGGUGAAGAAACGGAGAGCGACGAUGAACACCUCAACUCUUUCGCUGGAGCCUCUGGGCAUCCGCCCACAAAUGGCUCAGGGCUAAAGUCGAAGAAGUCUAAGAAGAAGAAGAAGCCCAAAAAAGAACCUGCCGUGGAAUCUGAGCCUGCUCGUCCUUCUGGUAUUUCUAGGGAAAAGAUAUGGAAUACAUCUGGCCCGGAAGAGCGAGAACGGAUAAAGCAGUUUUGGCUAGGCUUAGGUGAAGACGAACGCAAAUCACUUGUCAAGGUGGAAAAGGAUGCCGUACUUCGCAAGAUGAAGGAACAGCAAAAACAUACAUGCAGCUGUUCGGUAUGCGGGCGCAAACGUACUGCGAUUGAGGAGGAGCUAGAAGGACUCUACGAUGCGUAUUACCAAGAGCUAGAAUCUUUCGCUAACAGGCCACACAGCCAGCCGAAUGGUCCGCCUAUGUUUACUGCUGAACGAUUCGGUCCCAUGAGUGGACUGCAUCCGCCUGGUGUAAUGCCUUCUAGGUACUCUAAUCAUCACCCAUCACGAGGGCGUAUCGUUGAGCACGUGGAUAAUGACGAAGAUGAGCUCGAGGGCGCCGAUGAGGAAUAUAGCGACGAGGAAGAUUUAGAAGAUGAAGAUGAUGAGGACGAACCGGAGGAAAUCCCUCGCGACACCUAUCCCAACGACUUCUUUAACUUCGGUCAGAGUCUAACAGUGAAGGGCGGCAUUCUUACCGUGGCUGACGAUCUUCUAAAAAACGACGGCAAGAAGUUCAUCGAGAUGAUGGAACAACUUGCUGAACGCAGAAUGGCUCGCGAAGAGGAUGCUACUCACUAUUCGGGCGGUUACACUCACAAUAUAAGGAGCGGCUUAUCAAACCCUCACAACCGUCCUCCCGAAGAGGAGGAGUAUGACGAGGAGGAAGAAGAGGAUGAGGAGUACGAAAGUCAAGAGGAAGAUUACGAAGAGGAAGAGGAUCAGAUGACUGAAGAGCAACGCAUGGAGGAGGGUCGCCGAAUGUUUCAGAUAUUUGCCGCGCGGAUGUUUGAGCAGAGAGUACUAACAGCCUACCGAGAGAAGGUCGCAAUGGAGCGGCAAGAAAAGUUGUUAGAGGAACUUGAGCAAGAGGAAACUCAGGAGUCGCAACGAAAGGCUAAAAAGCAGAAAGAUGCACAGAGGCGCAAAGAAAAGACUCUUCAGAAAAAGCAAGCUGCUCUUGAAGAGAAAGCUCGGCGUGAAGCUGAAAAGGCUGCUGAAGAACAAGCCCGGUUAGCUGAAGAAGCGCGACGAAAGGAGGAAGCACAUGCGAAGGCAGAAGAGAGGCGUAAGAAAAAGGAGGCGCAAAAGAAGGCCGAAGAAGAGGAACGUCUGCGAAAAGAGGCAGAGAAACAACGUCGUGCGCAUGAACAGAAGGAAAGGCAAGCCGAACAGGAACGCAAGAUUCGGGAAGCAAAAGAACGAGAAAAGAAGCUCAAGGAGGAACAGCGACGGAAGGAGCAAGAGGCCCGCGAGAUUAAAGAACGCGAAACCCGUGAACGACGGGAGAAGCAUGAGAGAGACAAGAGAGAAAAGGAAUCAAGGGCGGCUCAGGCUAAAGCUGAUCGCGAGGCUAAAGAAAAGAUAAAACAGGAAGAGAAGGCAGCAGCAAAGCCUUCUUCGCUCGUAGCCCCUAUUCCAACACAGCCCGUGAAGAAGCAGCACCCGGUAUCAAUACCCGCCCUUCCUCAGCAGCCCCCCGUAAAUCAUGCUUCACCUCAGAUUCCAGUUGCGACACCGGUCUUGCCACUGGCCCAUACGCCAAUGAAGCCACGCUCUGUUUCCCAGGAGGUCACGCGAUCGAUUUCCCAAGCAUCGCACUCGGCAUCCGGCCCAAGCCAGACAGCAUCGCCACACGCGCUCAGUCCACUACAUGUCAGCCCAGGGCCAAUUGGACCACCAGGCAAGACACAGUCUAACGGCCCUCCACUGCAACCCAUGUCACCACCUCACAGCACCGUAAAAAGUCCACCGGGUCUUCCGCAAGGCCCCUUUGACAUGGCCAUGCCACCGAUGGGAAUCCAGAUGUCUCCAGGAGUUCCACCGAUGGGUCUCAAUUUCCCCCGAAUGCAGGAGCCCAUAUAUCCACCGAUGGGUGGGCAGUUCAGAACACAUGGUAUGCCAGUGCCGCCCCCAGGACUCGGCGGUCCUUCUGGCGGUCGGUCAUUUCACAUGCCGCCACCAGGAUUUCCACAGCCAGGGAUAGAUCCACACAUGCAGAGCUUGCAUCGUGGGUUUUCCCCCCCAGGAAGUGCUCCCGGCUAUCCACCGUCACAUUCCCGUCAAGGAUCAACGUCUUUUGAUGCGACUCCGCCAAGCGCUGUGCCUAUUGGAAAGCCCACGCCGAUUGGCCGACCAGAAAGCAUAGUCCAUGGCCAACGAAACCACGACAUGUCUGCAGAUAUCGAAGAUAUGAGUAAUCACCUUGGCAGCAGCGCUCUGUUAGAUGAUACAGACGAGCCCUUGUUAGACAGCUUCGACAUAUCCCAUCGCGGUACGGCCGCUCCAGGUACUCGACCUCAAUUCCAUGCAGCCCCAUUUGCCAAUCCGGCGUUUGGAACGCCCACUACAACUUGGGGCGCUCCAGCCAUAUUCUCGCCACCAUCUGGAUAUAGCCAUAAUCCCGGCAAUAUGGCGGGCUGGCCGCCUAGCGCAGCGUUCGGUGUCCCUCCUCACACAACAAGGGCAGCUCAACCCCGUUCUGUCUUGAUUCGCCAAUUGCUAGUGCGUGCCUGUAGAGACCUGGAAGACUACGCCACAGAUGCCGCGGGUUACAUCGAUAUUUCUGCUAUCAAGGGACACGUGGAUUCAAUAAACCCUUCUCCUUCGGAUUCAAUAGGUGAAGCGGAACUGCUUGACAUUUGCGACACAUUGGGAACCCCGCACAAUGGAGGCGGUAGUUUUGAUAUCCGUCGUGACAACAACAAAGAUAAAAUCUCCAUCCGAUUCGAACCGAGCGGUGGUUUCGGAAACGGGCCGUUUCCCAGGAACGUUGGCGCUCCCGGCGAGAUAGGUAGCCCUAUUGUUGGUGCCGGCAUACCAUACUCCCGGAGUUAGUAUGGAACGUUUUGCUGCUAACGUGUAGGUAUUACCGUUCUUGCUGGUUAUGGAAUAUGGGCCGGUAUUCUGUUACUGUCAUUCAUUCUCCCGCCUCCGACUUGCGGCACGAGCUGUGCUGGACGCAAAGAUCUCCUGUCUGAGUAACACACGCAUCUUUGUCGGGGUUUAAAAGUCGCGUGCUGGGUGAGCAUAACGCGACUCCGCUGUACAAUAGAUGACGUAUUUUCUUUCUUCGGUAAUCACACUGAGAAUUUAUCCAUGCAUUAGCUGGAAAUGGUUCCUCUGGAUGCCUUGAAGCUGACUUAUUGAUUCACUGGCGUGAUCGUUUUCUACGCCCUGUUUGGUAUCAUAGCCAAUAAUAGAGAGUUGUCAGCCUUGUUGAAAAGUAGUGUGAUAUUCGUGACUUAAGACUAAAUUGUCUAAUCGGCUAUGGCACCCAAUAACCUCACGCGUUGGUAGGACUACCUAUAAGCUCUAGCUGAAGUCGGCCAAUCAUAUGGAACAAAAUAGUCGCGCAACAAAGGUCAAUGAGAAAGCACGCAU